AUGCAACCCAUUUAUACGACUGAAGAGCAAUCAACUUCACUGCCACUUCCGGCGCCACCGCCAGAAGCCUUCUCAGACACUGAGUCGACCAAUCAUAGCCAUCAUUACAAUAAGAUAACUAACGUUCACAGACAGUUCCUCGAGACACUAAACACCAAAUUAGGACAAUUCAAACCCGAAUCUCACAUCAGUCCACGUCUGGCCAAACGCCGCAGCGUUUCUCUCAGCAGCAGAGAUGAUGAGUGGAACUCAGACAGCGCUGUCAGUAGUCGUCCCGCAUCUCACACCCAAUCCAUCCAACAAACACUUAUGUCGUUCAUGACUGGCAAUCAUUCGCGUUCGUCGUCCACUUCGUCCAACUCUUCGUCGAGACAUCGAAGACAAUCGCCAGAAGCGGUUCGAAAGAAAGCUGCCUUUACUCUGGCUUCUUGUGAUAGGGAGAGCCUUAUGGCGAGUCUUAACCAUAGAUUAGCGCAAAGACAGCAGAACGAGAUCGCGAAGGCGGCCGCCGCUAACGCUAUGCAACGCAAACAAUCGGUUCCCGACGUAAACUGUUCCCAUUACCAGAAUCUCUUUCAAUCUCAUCAAAGUCUCACGUCAUCCGCACUUAAUUUAGCCAAUAAUCCACAAUCGGCUGUUCAGUACCAGUCAAUCGGUCAGCCCGUCUCACAACAACCCCCACAACAGCAACAGAUUUAUGGACCCGUUUUGCAUCAGCAACAGCUUCAACGACGCAGUUCACAGCCAACGAUGGGAAUCAAGAUUAUGAACUCCACCUCAAGACAACCCACUUAUGACAGUGUCAGUGAUAGACAAACAAUGCGACCAAUGAUGACCAAUAGAGCCAGUGGUGACACUACUGAUCGGCAAUCAAGUCAACAGUCAAUGGUUCAGUCAUUUUCAAAUGAUUAUUACAACCGACAGACCAGAAAUCCGAUGCCUUCUUCCGAUUCAAACAAUACAUCGGUUUAUAAUUCAUUGCAAACGAAUGAGACGUCAAAACUGGCGACUCGAUUGCCGCCUAAUCCGGAAUCGUUUGAGAAUGCGAUCGCCGCCCGAGUCAACAGUUGGUUCAAUUCGGUUCAAUUGCCACACGACGUGAAGUUAUGUCGCGAAUCACUUAUGGAUCAGAUAAGACGCGGCAAACCAUUGCGCAAAGUGGCCGCUGCUAACGAUAGGUCGGCUCCAAAACUGGCCUGA
This is a messenger RNA of Medioppia subpectinata, 1200 nucleotides long. The record is from the annotation of a GenBank genome assembly. NCBI's taxonomy places the organism in Eukaryota, Metazoa, Arthropoda, Arachnida, Sarcoptiformes, Oppiidae.